Messenger RNA from Saccoglossus kowalevskii, 579 nucleotides. Its product is annotated as SREBP regulating gene protein-like. Gene Ontology annotation, biological process: positive regulation of SREBP signaling pathway. The record is from RefSeq and is a predicted model, not a curated record. Lineage: Eukaryota; Metazoa; Hemichordata; Enteropneusta; Harrimaniidae.
AUGAAUACAUACGACCCGGUAGCCAUUUUGAUUUAUACGACAACGAUAGCUUACCAGUUUUACCAGACCGCAGCUGAUCCUUUCAUUUUGGACGACGAUAGCGUGAUCAAAUCAAACGAGAGACGAAUAUUUCGCUGGAAAUUACAGUAUGAUCCACGCAAUUCAUCGCUUCUAAGUACGUGUCGUAAUUCUGUCCAGGGGAAGGUACUUAUUGCGGACGAGAAGGGGUAUUUGUGUGAACGAUCUGAUGUAUUAGGGAAUGGUUGCUGUGAUAUCACUGCUGAGAAAACAGUCCUGCAUUGUUGUGAUAAAUGUCUAGAUAACGGUUGCUGUAGUAUUUAUGAACAUUGUGUAUCGUGUUGUUUACAACCUCAAAAACAACAACUAUUGCAGGGAGUUUUAGGCAGAGCAAGUAAAGCCUUUCAGAUAUUGUUUUCGUCAGUCACUGAUCACUUUGAACUUUGUCUAGCAAAGUGUCGUACGUCAUCUGAAAGUGUACAACAUGAGAACACCUACCGAGAUCCUGAAGCCAAGUACUGUUACGGAGAUAACCCACCGGAUUUACAACCAGCAAAUUAA